Molecule: messenger RNA, 408 nt
Organism: Menidia menidia (Atlantic silverside)
Lineage: Eukaryota; Metazoa; Chordata; Actinopteri; Atheriniformes; Atherinopsidae
Source: the annotation of a GenBank genome assembly
UCUCCGGGCAGCGGUCUCUAUGACAACCUGCAGCAGUUUGACCUCCCGUACGCGGAGGCCGUGUUCGAGCUGGGCUUCUUCCUGCGGGACCCGCGGCCGUUCUUCGCCCUGGCGGGGGCGCUGUACCCGGGCCGGUUCCGGCCCAACGCCGCGCACCACUUUCCGGCCGUGAUGGGGGGGGCGGUCCCUCGCUGCCCCCCCUGUGGGGGCGUGGUCAAGCCCGACAUCGUCUUCUUUGGGGAGGAGCUGCCCCCCCUCUUCAUGAAGAGCCUCACCGACCUGCCCCUCGCCGACCUGCUGGUCGUCAUGGGAACGUCGCUGGAGGUGAGAUGCAUGCUGGGAAACAUCAGAGGUCCAGUCCGAUUGGAAAUUAACCGGGAGCCGUUUGGGCUCCCCAGGUUUUUUUAG